CGUCCCCUCCCCCCACCCGUCGGGCUCCUCGGCGGCUACUGCAGAGGAUUCAGAGCCGAGUCGCUGAGGAGGAGGAGGCUCCCAGUCCCUGCGCGCCAUCCGCCACCUUACUGGACACGGGCGAGGGAGCGAGAGCGUCGCCUCUGUAGCCUUCAGAGAAGACAAGGGCAUCGCCGCUUCAGCUGCCGCCGCCGCCGUUUUCGCCUGCAGCGGCUCGCCGGAUUCUCAGUUGUCCACAAUGAACCCUGUUUAUAGCCCCGUGCAGCCUGGGGCUCCUUAUGGCAACCCUAAGAACAUGGCCUACACAGGUUACCCUACAGCCUAUCCAGCUGCAGCCCCUGCCUACAAUCCCAGCCUGUACCCCACCAAUAGCCCCAGUUAUGCUCCAGCAACUCUGCUGAUGAAACAGGCCUGGCCACAGAACUCGUCUUCCUGUGGCACUGAAGGCACCUUCCACCUCCCAGUGGACACCGGGACCGAGAACCGAACUUACCAAGCAUCCUCUGCGGCUUUCAGAUAUACUGCGGGGACACCAUACAAGGUCCCACCGACCCAGAGUAAUACUGCUCCGCCCCCCUACUCCCCAUCACCCAACCCCUAUCAGACGGCCAUGUAUCCCAUCAGAAGUGCCUACCCCCAGCAGAACCUGUAUGCCCAGGGAGCCUACUACACACAGCCGGUGUAUGCUGCCCAGCCCCAUGUCAUCCACCACACCACGGUCGUCCAGCCCAACAGCAUUCCCUCUGCCAUCUACCCAGCGCCUGUCGCUGCUCCCAGGACCAAUGGCGUGGCCAUGGGCAUGGUGGCCGGCACCACCAUGGCGAUGUCAGCAGGUACCCUGCUGACUGCACCCCAGCACACCGCGAUUGGGGCACACCCUGUCUCCAUGCCAGCAUACAGGGCCCAAGGGACCCCUGCGUACAGCUAUGUGCCCCCGCACUGGUAAAGCCUGCAUCCCAUCCAAAUCUGGAGUCACACAUUGUAUGCAACUACUCAAGUCUUACACAGGUGCUGGAGCAGCUCCCUAGCAGCACCACCUCUAUUUGCAAGAAGAGACAACGGAAGUGCAAGGGUCACUUUAUGCAUCUUUAACGGUUUUGGUUUUUAUUUUCGGUUUUUGUAAAAGCUGCUUUUUCUAAUCUCCUGCCUCUCCCCACUGUCCCCCUUUUAGCCACUGCCCUUCCAGCUCUAGCCCUCCUCCUACCUGACCAGGCACAUCCUCUCUGCUCUUCUUUUCUUCCCCAAGAAUUCAGUCCCGGGAGCCUAGUCUAGCAGCAGUCAGAGAGUGGGGUCUGUUGCAGUGGUUCAGCUGAAGGCGCAAUUUCCUUUGAAGAGCAUGAGAGAUGUGAUCCUCAGGUCCAGGGUAGGAACUCAGAGCUGUUGAGCAGGCCACAUCUCUGGGGGAUUGUUUCUUUUUUGAUUUUCCUCAUGCAGGAUUAGUUUAAGACAUUACCAUGUCCUGACACAAAUGAAAUCUCUUCUGAGAACCAUCGCAACAGACCAAGAACAAAACCACCUGAUUAGGUAGGAGUGUUCAUAGCAGCUUAAUAAUACCCCAGAUCAGAACCUGGGAAAACCAGAUUCUUUCUUUGGGAGAACUUGGGGGAG
This is a messenger RNA of Mesoplodon densirostris (Blainville's beaked whale), 1608 nucleotides long. RefSeq names its product family with sequence similarity 168 member A (gene FAM168A). Bases 239 to 946 code for a protein of 235 amino acids. NCBI's taxonomy places the organism in Eukaryota, Metazoa, Chordata, Mammalia, Artiodactyla, Ziphiidae. The record is from RefSeq and is a predicted model, not a curated record. The transcript has 8 exons. Gene Ontology annotation, biological process: positive regulation of base-excision repair.